UUUUUUUUAAAGUAGUUAGAUACUAUGUCUUUUCAGUCUCGAUUAUGUAAAGAAAUAUUAUUAGAAGAUUUUGGUCCAUUUGUCUCGGUAAUUCAUUUUAAAUAACAGCCGUCAAAUGCUUUUGAAAGGUCGUUUGACUUUAUCUGACAUUGCUCGUUUUACAAAACUUUCUGCUAAACAAGUUCGAGAAAGUCUUAUUGUACUUAUUCAACAUGGUAUUGCUUAUUUCUCAGAAUCUCCUGAGGGUAAAAAUGAACCUACAUUUUAUUCGAUUGACGCUGAAAGAAUCAUGUUGCGUUUAAGAAUGGGCUCUAUUCUUAGAGAAGUCAUUGAUCAAUUUGGACCCGAGGUAAUAUUUUUUUUUUAUUGUACAAUAGACAAACCAACUAUUUAUUUAGGCAGGUACUAUUUGUAAAUUACUGUUUACAAACGGUAGAAUGACUAUUGUGGGUGUCAAGAAAUGGAUUGAAGAAAACGAAAGUAAAGCAAGUAAGUUGUCAUGAUAGAUAGACUGUU
Molecule: messenger RNA, 516 nt
Organism: Gilbertella persicaria
Lineage: Eukaryota; Fungi; Mucoromycota; Mucoromycetes; Mucorales; Choanephoraceae
Exons: 2
Coding region: 116-415 (99 amino acids)
Cellular component (GO): RNA polymerase III complex
Molecular function (GO): single-stranded DNA binding
Source: RefSeq, a predicted model, not a curated record